GAGUUUCGCGCAUUGUCACUGCGCAUACCCGGAAACAAAACACACUGACCACGUGGGUUUAAGAAGCACUCAUGGUGCCGCAGUGCAGGAUGAAGAUUUAACAUGAACAUUUUAUAGGGGUCCACGGGCUCAGGUUGGGUCAUGAGGGGUGGCGGCCGUCGGGCUGGACGAGCUGCGAGGAAGAGGAGGCAGAAAAGUGAAAGCACUGUCCAGUCGGUCUCUCUGUGUCACCAGCUGCAGUAUGUGAAGCUGAUGAAGUUUCUUCACCAGCGAGGAUUCACCUCGACACUGCUGCAGCCAGCCCUCUUCACCGACACAGGCAGAGGACUGCAGACUCUCAGAGCUAUAAAGCCUGGCCAGCUGCUCAUUUCUCUACCAGAGUCCUGUCUCCUCACAACCUCAACUGUUCUGGACAGCUACCUGGGACAGUACAUCAAGAGCUGGAAACGCCGCCUCUCUCCCCUGUUGGCGCUCUGCGUCUUCCUGGUGUGUGAGCGGCACCAAGGGGAGGCGUCUGAUUGGCUCCCCUACAUCGACGUGCUGCCCACCACUUACACCUGCCCCGCCUAUUUCACCGACGACGUCGUGACCGCUCUGCCCGCCUGUGUGCGGAGGCGGGCCUUGGAGCAGAGGGAGGCGGUACGAGAAAUCCAUUCCUCCAAUCAGGACUUUUUCAGAUCCCUGCAGCCAAUCCUGAAUCAGCCUGUGGAGGAGGUGUUGACGUAUGAAGCCUUGAGGUGGGCAUGGUGUAGUGUCAACACACGCUCUGUCUUCAUGUCCCACCCAUCCAACAACUUCCUGUCCGGACAGGAUGUUUAUGCUUUAGCUCCUUUCCUGGACCUGCUCAACCACCAGCCCGACGUGCAGGUAAAAGCGAGUUUCAACGACGUGACGAGAUGUUAUGAAAUCAGGAGCGUUUCUGGGACAGCGCGCUUCCAGCAGGCCUUCAUAAACUACGGUUCCCACGAUAACCAGCGGCUGUUGUUGGAGUACGGCUUUGUCGCCCCCGGCAACCCCCACAGUGUUGUCUAUGUAGACAUAGAUCUUCUUUGUGAUGUUUUAAGAGGCGACGUGAGUUUGAACCGGAAGAUCAAGUUCCUCAAGGAGAACAGCCUCCUUCAAAACCUCACCGUAUCCAGCGACGGCCCCAGCUGGAGGCUGAUGACGGCUCUCAGACUGUUGUCCAUGCCACAAACACUGUAUCACCAGUGGAAGGCAGUGUUGCUUGGCCAGGCGGUGUGUGAGGAGAGGGAGGAGUGGAGCGUCCACACAGCACAGACUCUCUGUCAGCGACUGCUGCAAGACACACACACAGCUCUGGACAAGAUCGCGGACCUCAUGCAGCGGUGUGACCAGUCAGUCAGGGAGCAGCUAGGCGUGGUCAGGUCACUGCGACGGGAGGAGAGGUGCAUCCUGGGGCGCUGUCUUGAGGUGCUGCAAGGCAUGAUGAGACAACCAGACGAACCGUUGUCAUGCCAACCUGGUGUCGAUACUGUGAGCUGACAUCCGAUUGGCGCUCUGGUCUCUGCCAGUCGCAACAAGAAGCGAGGUUAUUGGCCGAACUGGUGACGCUGGACAGCCUCCAUGUUCUUGUUCUGCUUGUCGACCAUUAGGUCUGACCACGGCAGCAGAACUGCCCGACGUCCUGGAACCAGGUUUGAUUCCAGGUAUGUUGCAAGAGCAUCUGCCCUGUUAUGAUGACACUAAGUAAGACGAUGAAGGUC
This is a messenger RNA of Seriola dumerili (greater amberjack), 1724 nucleotides long. It is a transcript of the gene setd4, whose product is annotated as SET domain containing 4. Gene Ontology annotation, molecular function: transcription coactivator activity; protein binding; histone H3K4 methyltransferase activity. The record is from RefSeq and is a predicted model, not a curated record. The transcript has 13 exons. Bases 142 to 1503 code for a protein of 453 amino acids. Gene Ontology annotation, biological process: positive regulation of transcription by RNA polymerase II; peptidyl-lysine dimethylation; peptidyl-lysine trimethylation. Lineage: Eukaryota; Metazoa; Chordata; Actinopteri; Carangiformes; Carangidae.